This is a messenger RNA of Miscanthus lutarioriparius, 546 nucleotides long. Lineage: Eukaryota; Viridiplantae; Streptophyta; Magnoliopsida; Poales; Poaceae. The record is from the annotation of a GenBank genome assembly.
AUGGAUGACAGUGAAGAGGACCAGAGGCUUCCUCAUCAUCGCGAGCCCAAAGAAUUCAUUCCUCUCGACAAACUUUCAGAGCUAGGAAUAUUAAGCUGGCGCCUAAAUGCUGGUGAUUGGGAGAAUGAUGAGAACCUCAAGAAAAUUCGUGAAGCCAGGGGUUACUCUUACAUGGACAUUUGUGAUGUGUGCCCAGAGAAGUUGCCAAAUUACGAGGCUAAGAUAAAGAAUUUCUUUGAAGAACACUUGCAUACUGAUGAAGAGAUACGAUAUUGUCUUGAGGGUAGCGGCUACUUUGAUGUGAGGGACCAAAAUGAUCAGUGGAUCCGUGUAGCAGUGAAGAAAGGGGGCAUGAUUGUGUUGCCUGCAGGAAUGUAUCACCGCUUUACAUUGGAUACCGACAACUACAUCAAGGCAAUGCGGCUCUUUGUGGGUGAGCCUGUCUGGACGCCAUACAAUCGUCCCCAUGACCAUCUCCCGGCUAGGAAGGAGUAUGUUGAGAAAAUCAUCAACCGAGGUGGAAACCAAGCCGUCGAAGCUCGUUGA